Molecule: messenger RNA, 1116 nt
Organism: Penicillium cosmopolitanum
Lineage: Eukaryota; Fungi; Ascomycota; Eurotiomycetes; Eurotiales; Aspergillaceae
Product: putative formamidopyrimidine-DNA glycosylase
Exons: 2
Coding region: 1-1116 (371 amino acids)
Biological process (GO): base-excision repair
Cellular component (GO): nucleus
Molecular function (GO): damaged DNA binding; zinc ion binding; DNA N-glycosylase activity
Source: RefSeq, a predicted model, not a curated record
AUGCCUGAGCUCGCAGAGGUUGCACGUAUCGUGCAUUUCAUCCGACAACAUCUGGUUGGCAAGACCCUCUCCAAGGUCCAGGCGCAGCACGAUGAUAUCGUUUAUGGAAAGGUUGGGACCACUGCGGCCGAAUUUCAAAAGGCACUGCAGGGUAAACAGGUCAUGGGUGCCGGGCAGCAAGGGAAAUACUUCUGGAUCACAAUGUCCUCUCCACCACAUGCCGUGAUGCAUUUUGGCAUGGCUGGCUGGCUGAAGAUCAAGGGCGCUGAUACCUAUUAUUACCGUUCGGACAAGCCUGUUGACCAGGAGUGGCCGCCCAAAUAUUGGAAAUUUUUGUUGGAAACAAGCGACGAGCCGAAGGCCGAAGCGGCAUUCGUCGAUGCGCGCAGGUUAAGUCGAAUUCGUCUUGUCGAUUGCCCCGCUGAUGAAAUCCGAAAAUACACUCCCCUGAAGGAAAAUGGGCCGGAACCUGUUGCGGAUAAAGACAUUCUGACGGAAGGCUGGCUGGCAGAGAAGCUGAAGAGCAGGAAAGUACCCAUUAAGGCACUUCUGCUCGACCAAGCGAAUAUCAGCGGGAUCGGAAAUUGGAUGGGGGACGAAAUUCUUUACCACGCCAAGAUCCAUCCGGAACAGUACAGUAAUACACUGUCCGCUGACCAGGUCAAGGAGCUUCACACCGCAAUGCAUUAUGUUUGCUCUACUGCAAUUGAAGUUCUUGCGGAUUCUGAAAAGUUUCCUGAGCAUUGGCUCUUCAAGCAUAGAUGGGGCAAGGGCAAGAAGAAUCAAUCGUCGGCACUUCCAAACGGCGACAAGAUAACAUUCAUCACAGUCGGCGGCAGAACAAGCGCUGUUGUUCCAGCAGUCCAAAAGAAGACCGGCCUCGCCACGAAUAGUACCGGCGAUGAAAAUUCGAAGAAAAUUUCGAGCGCAUCAAAACGGAAGAGGGCAACGAAACAGGAAGACGACUCUGAAGUUGAUGACAAGUCCAAGCCCGAGAUUAAAAGCCGCGGGCCCAAGAGGCAGAGCAUCUCCGCCAUUAAAAAGGAGGAGGAUGGCGAAGAGAAAGACGUCGUUGGCCCUGUGGAGCGGCGUCGCUCAACACGCUCCAGAAAGUGA